Messenger RNA from Cephus cinctus (wheat stem sawfly), 3873 nucleotides. RefSeq names its product glutamate receptor ionotropic, kainate 2. Gene Ontology annotation, molecular function: glutamate-gated receptor activity; transmitter-gated monoatomic ion channel activity involved in regulation of postsynaptic membrane potential. The transcript has 17 exons. NCBI's taxonomy places the organism in Eukaryota, Metazoa, Arthropoda, Insecta, Hymenoptera, Cephidae. The record is from RefSeq and is a predicted model, not a curated record. Bases 681 to 3161 code for a protein of 826 amino acids. Gene Ontology annotation, biological process: modulation of chemical synaptic transmission; synaptic transmission, glutamatergic; monoatomic ion transport. Gene Ontology annotation, cellular component: plasma membrane; postsynaptic membrane.
AUCAGUACGUCGCGAAGCAUCGAAUCAACGUUCUUCACGCGGUACACUGAAUGCAUUCGGAAUAAAUCAUACUGUAUACUAAUUGUCGUGCGUGGAUGAAAAAAAUGUCAAUGUGCUAAUCAGUGACUGCAAAGUACUGUUUUUCGGGUGUCAUCGUGCCAGUGAAAUUACAAUGGGGAACUCGCUACCAUAGUUGCAGAGAAUAUCGUCGUACGAAGAAAGAAAAAAAAAAGCCAUGGGUCCCCUCCGCGUCAUUUUCUUUAUCGUCCUGGCGUGCUGGCUGUCCCGCAACCAAGGAGCCCCAAUGCCCAUGAAGAUCGACAAACGAUGCCAGUAGUCAGAGUCAGCGUUGAGUUAGACUGAUCUCUGUUCCCGUCUGCUCGACUACCCUUUGACUUGCUUUGACCCACAUUGCUGUACUAGAUGUCAACAAGCAGACAUAAUAAGAAAUCGAGUCGACCCUGAUACACUGCAACAUUAAAUAACAGAAGACUUGGAAUGAGACAUCAGAUAUUUGAGCUAUCUUUCACGAUGGAGAUGUGGAGCACCAGAUUGUCUUUCUUCAUGCAAUCGAUCAAAUCAAGUACGACAGUAAAGAACCUACUUUCGAGUAUGAACCAAUCAUCAAAUGGGUAUCUAGUCGCACCGACAGCUUUUCCACGGAAAGAGUUACCCGCGAGAUGAUCAAUGAGGGCGUCGUGGCGAUUUUUGGCCCCACGAGUCCACAUACUCGUGGGAUCGUUUCCAGCGUCGCGGCGACUUUCGACAUACCUCACAUAGAUUUCAUCUGGAUCCCGCCCGAAGAGUCUAUUUACCCACCUACAGGCAUCAACGUCUACCCCAACAGCAAAGACUUCAUCCAAGCUAUCGCUGACCUGGUUAAAGCUAUGAAGUGGAAACGAUUAACGGCCAUAUACGAAACCAACGAUGCACUGACUCGCAUUCAGCAGGUUUUGUCGUUACAACAACCAGAUGUCAUGACAGUGAACGUCCGUGAACUCGGUGAACCCGAUUAUCGACCUCUGCUAAAGAAAGUUAUAAAGUCACAACCCUAUAUCCUGCUGAGCAUCAAUGCCGAGAAUAUAUUCACUGUCUUUUCGAAUCUGAAGGAAAUAAGGCCAAAUCUGGAUUACCUGUACAGCAUCGUACUGGAUCUGGAUAUGUGGAGACUGCCUCUUCACGAGGCGCUUAAGCAAUCCAGGAGUAACAUAACAGGAUUUGAAAUACUUACGGAAAACGCUAAGGACGUUUCUGAAAGCCUUAAAUUCAAUAUGCAGGUCGAAUCUGCUCUGCUCUACGAUGCUGUCUUCCUGUUGAACGAUGCACUCACUGUCCUGAACGAACGAUUACAAAAUGCCGACAAGCCGAUGGUAAUCGAGCCACCGCAGUUAUCUUGUAACGGAACGGGAAAGUACUCUGCAGGUCCCAGCAUUACCAACAUUAUGCGCGAGAUAUCGAAAGAAGGAAAAUUAACCGGAUAUAUGACAUUUGACGAGGAAGGAAAUCGUGAAUUCGAACUGCCAGUAGUAGAAUACCAAGCAAUGAAUUUUAUACAAACCGGAGUGUGGACCAAAGAUGGCGGCCUUCAACUUACAAGAACGGAAAGCGAUCGUAAGGAAGCUAUAAUUGAGAAUAUCGAAAAAAAACUUUUCAGAGUCACUACAAGAGUCGGUGAGCCGUACGUAAUAGCGGUUGAGGAAGGAGCCGAUCGUGGAAUUCUUAUUGGGGAUAAGAGAUACGAAGGCUACUGCAUUGAUCUUAUUAUGGAGAUUGCCAAAAAUCUCAAGUUCCAAUAUGUUUUCGAAUUAGUACCUGACGGAAACUACGGGUCGCUUGAUAAAAAAACAAAUGAAUGGGACGGUCUCAUCAAACGCUUACUGGACCAUGCCGCUGACCUCGCCAUAUGCGAUCUUACGAUAACCUAUGAACGAGAAUCUGUUGUCGACUUCACUAUGCCAUUUAUGCAUUUGGGUAUUAGCAUUUUAUACAGUAAAUCGGAUCCAGAGGAGCCAAAACUUUUCUCCUUUCUCUCACCCUUAUCCCGCAGCGUUUGGAUUUACAUGGCUACUGCAUAUUUAGGUGUUUCUCUCAUGCUGUAUAUUCAAGCAAGAAUAUCACCCGGUGAGUGGGACAACCCCCACCCGUGCAAUCCGGAACCGGAAGAACUGGAGAACAAUUUCAACUUAAAGAAUUCGCUCUGGCUCACCAUGGGUUCCAUUAUGCAGCAAGGCUCCGAUAUUCUCCCAAAGGCCCCAUCGAUACGCAUGGUUGCGAGUAUGUGGUAUUUCUUCACUCUCAUCAUGAUCUCGAGCUACACUGCUAAUUUGGCAGCCUUCCUUACCACUGGUAAAAUGGAAACGCAAAUUCACAGUGCUGAGGAUCUAUCCAAACAGACUAAGAUCAAGUAUGGAUCUGUGGACAGAGGAUCGACAAAGUCAUUCUUUCAAGGAUCGAAUUUCUCGACGUAUCAACGUAUGUGGGCGGCCAUGAAUGAUGCCAGACCUCGAGUAUUCACAUCGAGUAACGACGAUGGUGUUGACCGCGUUUUAAAAAGCAAACAAAAGUACGCGUUUUUAAUGGAGUCAACCACCAUACUGUACAAGAUACGAAGAAAUUGCAGUCUCGUGCAAAUAGGAGGAACUUUGGACACCAAAGGUUACGGAAUUGCGAUGCCUCGAGAUUCUCCUUAUCGCACGAUUAUCAGUGGCGAGAUUCUAAGGCUUCAGGAAAAUGGGAUUCUGACGAAGCUUCAAAGAUUAUGGUGGGAGGAAAAGCACGGUGGCGACACGUGUGAUGGAAAAGACACGGAGGUUGAUGAUUCGAGUGAAUUGGGACUGGCGAACGUGGGUGGUGUCUUUUUUGUUUUAAUGUGCGGUUGUGCAUUGUCUUUCCUAGUCGCCGUACUAGAGUUCUUGUGGAAUGUACGCAAAGUCGCCGUUCAAGAAAAGAUCACACCCUGCGAAGCACUAAUAGCCGAGCUCAAGUUUGCCGUAAACAUUUGGGCGAAAACGAAACCGGUUAAGGUGGCGAAAAGCAGUAGCGGUACAAGUUCAGCCGCCGGGGGACUUGGCAGAGCAGCGUCCACUGCCAGGUCCAUUGUAGGAUCUUUUCUACGUCUCGACAAGCUCGACAAAUUCGACAAGGACAACAAAACUAAUUGACAUGGAAAACGGCAGCAAUGGGAUUGACUUAUCGUUAAUCUAUUAAUUGAUAAAAUAAUCGAUAAUCGUAUUUUGACUGAAUGCAUUAAACUUUUGAUUGGUUGUUGCCUACGGUGUUGCCAUUUGUAAUAAUAAUUUAUUUGCCGAAACUCUGCGCGACGUUAGUCAAGUCGGAUAAUAAUUGUUAUGAAAAUCUUCUGCGAGUCACGGAAUCUCUUAUUCAUUUUUAUUAUUAUGACUAUGGAAAUCCUAUACUGUAUUUUGAAUAGGUACCGAAUAACUUUGGGUCGAAGGUGGGACGUGAAAGACCACACGGUGUAACGUCAUACACUGUGUGCCACCAUUGGCGACCCACAAUAUAAUGCCAUAACUUUUUAGGCACGAACCGUGCUGUAUUUUAUGGCAUCCAUAGACAAUGCAUUGUGUAUUCUUGACUGCUCUUAUCCGUAAUAUAUCUGUCAGCCAUGGCGACCCGAUGGUCCAAACGAAACCUCAAAAACGCCGACGUGUUCAUCGCGCGGUACCUCGUGUGGUUAGAGAAGCUUGGAUACUUGCGUUAUGUUUUCAGAAGUUAUAGCUUCCCCUUUUUUUUUUCUUUCUUCACUGUUGCAACAAACUUCUAAAUAAAGCUUGUCAGUAAUUCAGUAUCAAACACGAUUGUUGGAUUUGUGAGAAAGAGUUUAAUAAAAAUGUAAUUCCUUCGUACCUUUAA